ACGAUAUUCGAGAGUUCUAGUGUCAAGUUGCGGUACUAAUAAUUCCGUUACUUGAUGCUAGAUGUAAUACGAAAAUAAUAAGCGUUUUGAUAAAAAAAACUGUUGUAUGGAGUGAGCAUUCUAUGUUACUAUAUUUUCUCUGUGACUGAAGUUUUCACUUUUUAAAGUUAGAAAAACAGUAGGUACUUAAUAGUGAGACAAACAACACGAUCAAACAACAACAUUUCGUAUAGGUAUGUUAACAAAACAAUAAUGUCUAGAUAUUCCGGUCAUCGUAGGUCACUCUAGGGUAUCGCGUUGAGCUAACUUGGCCCAGGCAUAAGUUAUUAACAACCUCGAAUAUCCGAUAAAUACAAAGAUGCUAAAUUAAUCACAAACUUGGUCAGUCGGCUUGCAGUUUUGCGCGGUGAAACGCAUACGCACGCACCAAGAUAAACCACACAUUCAGUGUGUAAUUUAUCUUUAAAAUGUUUCUAUCAGUCGCGAUUAUGGCAGUGAUUGUGAUUUUAUUAUUUAUGAAUUAUCAUAAAUAUAACUAUUGGGCAAUAAGAGGAGUCAAACAUGAGAAAUGUUUUCCUUUGUUUGGAACCAUAUUUCGGGUCAUCACGCAACAAAUCUGUUUAUCAGAGUACGUCGCAGAGUUGUACCAUAAGUAUCCCAAGGAACAGUUAGUUGGAUUCUCCAUCUGUGGUAUGAAUGCCCUCGUUGUGAGGGACCCUGAACUUAUCAAACAAGUUUUAGCGACUGACUUCCAACAUUUUUAUCCGAGAGCUCUUAAUCCGAACAAGAGGGUGAUAGAACCGAUGCUCAAGAAUUUGUUUUUCGCGGAUGGAGAUCUGUGGAAGCUGCUGCGGCAGAGGUUGACGCCCGCCUUCACGUCCGGCAAGCUGAAGGCGAUGUUCCCUCUGAUCGUGGAGAGGACUGAGCGGCUGCAGCGCACGGCCGCCGCCGCCGCGGAGCGCGGCGCGGAGGUGGACGUGCGCGACCUCAUGGCGCGCUACACCACCGACUUCAUCGGCGCCUGCGGCUUCGGCAUCGACACUGACUCCAUCAACGAUGAUACGUCGACUUUCCGCCAACUAGGCAAAAGCAUUUUUAAUCCAACAAAAAAACAAACUAUCAUUUCUGCACUAAAGUGGGUAUUCCCAGAAAAAUUUAAGCAUUUUCGUCUAUUGCCGUUACAUAUUGAACAAACUACGCUUGCCUUGGUGAAAGGUAUCAUGAUGAGAAGAAAUUACAAGCCUUCAGGCAGAAAUGACUUUAUUGAUCUGCUUUUGGAGCUAAAAGAGAAAGGCACCAUUGUUGGAGAGUCGUUGGAAAGCAGAAAUCACGACGGGUCUCCAGAGAAAGCUCAGUUGGAGCUGGACGAGUUGCUGAUGGCAGCGCAAGUGUUCGUGUUCUUCGCGGCGGGGUUCGAGACGUCCUCGUCGGCGACCAGCUACACGCUGCACCAGCUGGCGCUGAACCCUGACAAGCAAGUCAAGUGCCAGCAGGACAUCGACAAUGUACUCGCCAGAUAUGACGGAAAACUUUGCUUCGACGCCGUCAAAGAGAUGAAGUACCUAGAAAUGUGUUUCAAGGAAGGCAUGCGAAUGCUUCCAUCUUUGGGCUUCCUCAUCCGUCAGUGUGUAAGACCAUACACGUUCCCCGGUACUGACGUGACGAUAGAUGCCGGUGUGUACGUACUGGUCUCCGCGCAGGGUCUGCACAACGACGAGCAGUAUUUCGAGGCCCCGGACCAGUUCCGACCGGAGCGGUUUUGUGAAGACGCAUGCGUCCCUAAGCAUGUUUACCUGCCUUUCGGUGAAGGACCUCGAGCUUGCAUAGGUGAGCGCCUGGGCCUGAUGCAGUCGCUGGCGGGGCUGGCGGGGCUGCUGCGCCAGUGCUCAGUGGCGCCAUCUGCCCGCACCCGCGCGCCCCGCGUUGAUCCUGCCUCUUUCAUAGUUCAGAACAUUGAAGGCGGAUUACCGCUUUCAUUGAUGCCUCGAAAGAUCCAAGCAGCAGUUAAUGUGGAGUAAUUUUAACGUCUGCCCUGAGGGCCUACUAUGAACCACGUUCGACGUCUGCCGCCCUGUCACACUUAUAUAGGUACCUGUAGGGCUAAGAUGGUCGGCUCUUUAUCAUUUGUCACCAUACCUGUCACGUUCUAACAAGUAUGUAAGCGCGAAUGUGACGGGCAUAGUGACAAGUGAUAAAAAUGGAACCAUGAUGCCACCACUGUACACGAUAUACUUUGCAAAACACACGAGUGAUCCUAUAAGGGUUCCGUUUAUUUCCUUUUAGGUACGGAACCCUAAAAAUACACAGAAAACGAAAAACAAGUUUAAGACUAAGUAACAAUAACAACAGGUGGCCUAAUCACUAAAAAGCGAUCUCUUCCAGACAACCAACUGAGAAUUAAAUAUAUUGUUAUUAAAAUA
Messenger RNA from Cydia pomonella (codling moth), 2420 nucleotides. RefSeq names its product cytochrome P450 6B2-like. Lineage: Eukaryota; Metazoa; Arthropoda; Insecta; Lepidoptera; Tortricidae. The coding region runs from base 468 to 2018 and encodes 516 amino acids. Gene Ontology annotation, molecular function: oxidoreductase activity, acting on paired donors, with incorporation or reduction of molecular oxygen; monooxygenase activity; iron ion binding. The record is from RefSeq and is a predicted model, not a curated record. The transcript is spliced from 3 exons.